AUGGAUUUAUUUGGGGUUUUAUAUAUUCCUAAUUUUUUGUUGGUCACAUUAGCCAUUGUCAUCACCCUUUAUUUCUAUGGAAGAAGAACUUAUGGCUUUUUUACUGAAUAUGGAAUUAAAGGCCCAAAACCAAUUGCUUAUCUUGGAAAUCUUUUGGAAAUGAAUAGAAGAGGUUUUGAGAAUGUAUUUUUUGAUUGGAAAAGAAAUUAUGGAGACAAUUAUAGCAUUUUUUUUGGAUUGCAACCCAUUCUGGUUAUUUCUGACCCUGAAAUUCUUAAAGAUGUGAUGGUCAAAAAUUUCUCCAAUUUUACAAACAGACCUUUAUUAUUCCCAGUAGAUGAGUACAGUGCAAACAUGUUAAUUAUAACAAAAGAUGAUCACUGGAAAUACCUUCGUACUGUCUUGGCACCAUCUUACAGCUCGAAAAGAAUGCGUGAGAUGGUUCCCUUGAUUGAAGAUGUUCUGAAGACUUUUGAAAAAAACUUAAAUAAAAUUGCAGACAGCAAGGAAGCAUCUGAUGUAACCAUUUUGUUUUCAGGUUAUACAAUGGAUGUGAUUGCAUCAACUGGCUUUGGAAUUAAUGUUGAUUCACAAGAAAAUCCUGACAGCCCUAUCAUCAAAAAUGCUCAAAAAAUCUUAACUGAUACCUUUUCUCAACAUGUGCAGGGAUUAUCAAUGAUUUUUCCAGUAAUCGCAAAAGUUGUCAACAUGUUCAAAUCUGGAAUCGUGUUUGGCAAUAUGAGUUUCUUUCUUGAUUUUUGCAAGGAAUUGGUUGAAGAAAGAAAGACAGAGAAAAACCUAAGUAACUGCAAGGAUCUGUUGCAAAUGAUGUUAGAUGCUCAGCUUGAAGGACAUGAAAAGUUGGACAAGAAAACUGAACAUGAACUCAAAUUGGAAAAUGUAACAGACUGGAGAACAAAAAGAGGUCUCACAGAUGUAGAAAUCAUUGCACAAUGCAUGUUGUUUUUUGUCGCUGGCUUUGAGACUACAGCAGGCACUCUGUCCUUCUUUGCUCAUUCUAUAGCAAUGAACCCUGAUGUUCAGGAGAAAAUUUACCAAGAAAUAAAAGAAAAACUCGGCCAGGAAUCUCCAAAUUAUGAUAAUGUACAGAAGCUGACCUACCUUGACAUGUGUCUGGAUGAAACAUUGAGGAUGUAUCCAAUUAAUUUAUUGUUGUCAAGGCAAGCAAAAAAAGACUGCAUUUUGAAAGGAAUGAAAAUUCCCAAGAAUACUGGAGUCCUGUUUCCAAUCAUGUGUUUACAUUAUGAUCCAAAAUACUGGACUGAACCAGAAAAGUUUGAUCCUGAACACUUCAGUGAAGAAAACAAAGCCAAACAAAUACCCUUCACUUAUCUUCCUUUUGGUGCUGGGCCACGAAUCUGUGCUGGAAUGCGAUUGGUGGAUCUUGAAUUCAAGAUGGCUGCUGUGCAAAUGCUACGGAAAUUCCGUCUUGUUGCUUGUGACAAAACUGAAAAGAAGAUUGAAUUUGCUAGAACAGCGAUGCUUAAACCAAAAAAUGGAAUCUGGAUCCAAAUUGAACACCACUUCGUCGGCAAUUGUUUGUUUCAUCCAGCGAGUAGCAUAUCUAUGCUAAGUGUUGAACUUCAUAUUUGUCCCUUUCUUUCUUGA
This is a messenger RNA of Acanthosepion pharaonis, 1629 nucleotides long. The record is from the annotation of a GenBank genome assembly. NCBI's taxonomy places the organism in Eukaryota, Metazoa, Mollusca, Cephalopoda, Sepiida, Sepiidae.